AGUUCGUCGUUGAGAUUACGUGGAUCGAAUCGUGGUGAACAUUUCGUCGUUUUCGUCGCGUCGUCGUGAUGACACCGAGGAUCUCGACAGACGCAACGAUGGAAACAUGAAGACUGUGGAAGAUCGUGCACUCGAUCGACGCAGCUCCAAUCCUGUCUACCAUAAAUGACCGAUGUGACGCAGCCCAUCAGGAAUAUUUUCACGCAAAAUGAUUCGUGCCCUUGUCCUUCUGUGCAUGGCCGUUCUACCUCUCGUACGAUGCCACAAGAUUCACGAACACAUGACAAGGGAAGAGAUGCUAUCGGUGUUUCACACAGGACACGAGUCUGUACCAACGUACGAGGUUGUGCCUGUGUUACAUUCGGUGCACAAAAGGGGUACGGAGCAGCCGGAGAUACACCUGAAGGCUUUCGGGAAGGACAUCAGUCUGUCGCUGAAGCCUACAGAAGGGUUGCUGACAGCGAACCACUUGCCCAUGUGGACUGUCACCAGGAAUACCUCGCAACCUGACGGCCUCCACUACGAGAAAGUGACGGAUGCCGACAUAGAUAUCGGUGACAUCUAUCAAGACACGACGAACAUGGCGUCCAUUCUGCUGCACCGGGACGCGAAUGGGAAAGUGCUCGUUGAUGGCAACAUUGGUUCAGAGUUAGUGAUACGACCACUGCCAGAUAGGAUAUUACACGAAGUAGUAAGUAAGAAUUCAAGUCUUCAUCAAGCUGAAAUGCUGCCAAACGUAACGCGAAGUAAAGGGAAUUUGAAGCGUACGAGUCAUCACGUGGUGUUCAAGAAAGUGACUCGUCCGAGCGGCGACGAGUACAGUGAUUUCACGCUGAUGGAACCCGACCACUUGGCCAAGAGGUACAGAUCGAAAAGAUCAAUCGCAACGAGAACGAAGAGGGAAGCACCGUAUGUGAUCUACCCGGAAAUCCUCUGCAUCGUAGAUUACGAUGGGUACAGAUUGCACGGCGGUGACAAUGUACAGAUCAAAAGGUACUUCGUGUCCUUCUGGAACGGGGUAGACUUAAGGUACAAGCUGUUGAAGGGGCCAAAAAUUCGCAUCAGUAUCGCAGGAAUCAUUAUAUCGCGGGGAAGAGACGCUACUCCGUAUUUGGAAAGGAAUCGCGUCGGUCGAGACGCGAUCGAUUCGGCAGCUGCGCUGACCGACAUGGGCAAAUAUCUCUUCCGUGAGCGACGACUUCCGGUUUACGAUAUCGCUGUCGCCGUCACAAAAUUAGAUAUGUGCAGGAGGCAAUACGCGAAUGACGUGUGCAAUAGAGGAACCGCAGGAUUCGCGUACGUGGGUGGAGCUUGUGUCGUGAACAAACGUCUCGAAAAAGUGAAUUCGGUGGCUAUUAUCGAAGACACCGGAGGAUUUAGUGGAAUUAUCGUCGCAGCCCACGAAGUUGGCCACUUGCUGGGUGCAGUUCACGAUGGUUCACCGCCGCCCAGUUAUCUUGGAGGACCAGGGGCCGAAAAAUGUCGCUGGGAGGAUGGUUACAUUAUGAGCGAUCUCAGACACACUGAGAAAGGCUUUAAAUGGUCCCACUGCAGCGUGUCGUCGUUUCACCAUUUCUUGAAUGGCGACACUGCAACGUGUUUGUACAACGCGCCCCACGAAGACGAGGCUCUCCCUAGAGUUUUACCUGGGAAAUUGCUCUCGUUGGAUGCACAGUGUCGAAAAGAUCGUGGAACGAGCGCAUGUUUCAAAGACGACAGAGUUUGUGCUCAGCUAUUUUGCUUCGACGCUGGCUCCGGAUAUUGCGUCGCGUAUCGUCCAGCUGCUGAAGGUUCUCCUUGUGGAGACGGUCAGUAUUGUCUGAAUGGAAAAUGUGUGGCCGAGCACGAAAACAUUAUCCCAGAUUACACGCAAAACAUUCCAACGUAUGUGCGCCGAGACGGCACACAAGCUGGCACGUUCAAUCCCACAGCCAACAAUCGGCCUCUAUACCCUCAAUACAACAACACAGAGUACAGGUAUCCGUGGGAAUCGACGACACACAGCACGCCACAAUCGAAAUUCAAAUACUCCUCGUCUCUGUCGAAUCUCUUCUCGUUGACGAGCAAUCCUUACAAACGUGUCACACCGUAUGCCACCACCCCUCCGUCGACCAAAUACAAUGCGUACACCACAGCCAGUUAUUUCUACGCCAGUAAAUACAAGAACACGAAAGUGAACAAUAGUAGUAACGAUGUUAGUUUUAGUAAGAACGGAUAUGGUAGCGCCACUACCAGGAAGUACACGAAUUAUUCGUACAACACGGUUAGCCCGGUAAUGAAGGUAACGAACGAUCUGAGUUACCCAAAAAUUAGUCCGUUCAAACAUAAGGGGAUGGUGAGCACGGUGACGCUCGCGACGACGACCAAAGGGGAUCAGAACAGACUUCAGAGCAAUGCUCGCGAACCAGAGGGCGAUGAGUGCACGGACGUGGGGUCAGAUUGCGCGGAGCUGAUUGACAGGCUGAGAACAUGGCUGUGCCAUUUGCAAUCUGUGAAAAGCCGCUGUUGCGCGUCCCUGAAGACGAUCUGCGUCGCUUGAGACACUGGCAGCACUGAAACUUCCACGUUAAUUCCGGUUCGUGAAGGAGUUCGCGCGUGGCCACGCAUCCACAGAGACCACCACAGAUCUGAUUCAGCACGCGUUCAGCUCAAC
Molecule: messenger RNA, 2653 nt
Organism: Habropoda laboriosa
Lineage: Eukaryota; Metazoa; Arthropoda; Insecta; Hymenoptera; Apidae
Gene: sona
Product: A disintegrin and metalloproteinase with thrombospondin motifs 8-like
Exons: 17
Coding region: 209-2539 (776 amino acids)
Biological process (GO): proteolysis
Molecular function (GO): metalloendopeptidase activity
Source: RefSeq, a predicted model, not a curated record